This is a messenger RNA of Histoplasma capsulatum G186AR, 621 nucleotides long. RefSeq lists its product as uncharacterized. Gene Ontology annotation, molecular function: nucleic acid binding. The transcript is spliced from 4 exons. Bases 1 to 621 code for a protein of 206 amino acids. The record is from RefSeq and is a predicted model, not a curated record. Lineage: Eukaryota; Fungi; Ascomycota; Eurotiomycetes; Onygenales; Ajellomycetaceae.
AUGAACCACACGUAUUUCGCCAACGUAGCCCUCGAAACCAACCGCAAACUCGAUGGCGCAAGUCACACUCUCGAUGCACACAAGCUCGGCUUUAUACCGGGCUGCAAAACCAUGGUCGUCUGCGUCGACUCAUGGAAGGCUAAUAAUACGACUCUGUCCUUGACGAGGCCUGACGCGCUCUCUACACCGCCCAGCAGACAGGAGCAGGCUUCUUCCCACAUCUACCCAUCAUCAUCGCCGGCAAGAGACAGUAACGCCCGCUUCUUCCCCUCGCGGUCCGCCGAUACAAACCGCUCCCGCAACCCUCGCAACGGCACCGUCGCCGACCGCGCCAUCAUGCACGUGCGCGGCUGGGAUUUCCUCGUCCAAUCCCACGCCGUAUCCCGUGCGAGGAGGGAGGGGGAUCAGAGAGAGCGCAAAUUUAUCAGGAAUAUAUUUGUCUCUAAUUUCGAACGAAGCGGUCUUUCAAAAAAGCAAACGAAGAUGGGAGGGAGACUUAAGUCAUGGGUACAAACGGACAGCGGGAACAGAAGUAAGAGGAUAAAUAUCGGAAAUAUGAGAGCGGGCAGUAGUCAGAGGAUAAAAGUGAAGGGGUUUUCUGGUCGACCCCUGAGGCCAUAG